Messenger RNA from Aspergillus fijiensis CBS 313.89, 1641 nucleotides. Its product is annotated as NAD(P)/FAD-dependent oxidoreductase. Lineage: Eukaryota; Fungi; Ascomycota; Eurotiomycetes; Eurotiales; Aspergillaceae. Gene Ontology annotation, molecular function: oxidoreductase activity. The transcript has a single exon. Gene Ontology annotation, cellular component: cytoplasm. Bases 346 to 1533 code for a protein of 395 amino acids. The record is from RefSeq and is a predicted model, not a curated record.
CCAAGUUUCACACCACGCCCUUCAAAUGUAGCUGGAGCAUAGGCUAGUGCUUUGGAUCUCCGAGUAUUGACCGGAAAUGGUAUCGUACCACACCUCACCGGUGCAAAGCGGCUCUGAAGGCGGAUAAAUGUGGGGAUGGAUUGGGCAAGAAGCCUGCUAGCACUGGUCACUAUAGCACAGUGGGGGUAGACAACUAUACGAAACCGACUGAUCUAGGACAGAUGCGCCGAGACACACGCGCGGCGAGCUUGGCUGGCUUGGCUCUGCUGGAUCAUAUAUAGGCUACAAGCCACUGCCCUUAGGCAUGAUCUCUGGACACGCAGCACAACUCAAAUUUUGACCAAGAUGCAAGCCUCACACACCGCAGACAUCGCCGUUAUCGGCGCUGGUAUCGUGGGUUCGGCCCUGGGAUACUUCCUAUCUUCCUCCGGAGACGUGGGCAAAAAGAUAAUGUUGAUUGAUCGUUCUUUUGCACCCUUGAAGGGUUCCACUGGCCAUGCACCUGGAUUUGUUGGCCAGUACAACGAAUCGGAGGUCUUGACCCGUCUGGCUCAGGAUACGGUCCAUGAGUACAGAAAGAUCCCUGGUGGAUUCGACGUGGUUGGGGGCCUCGAGCUCGCGACUAGCCCUGCAGGAGCGGAGCGUCUGAAACAGCGACAUGACUCCGCCAAAAGAGCUGGUCUCCAAGCUGAGCUAAUCUCGUCCGAACAAGCAACCAAAAUGGCUCCUGCCUUGAUCAAGGGAGAGUACAUUGCCGCGUUGCACUUCGCCGGCGAUGGUGCUGCGAACGCCAUCAGGAUCACCACCUUCUUCCAAGAUGAGGCACGGGCGAGGGGUGUGCAACUCCUUCAAGCGGAUGCCACGAAGGUUCAACAAGCCAACGGCCAGGUGGAGGGUGUGAUGACUACGGCUGGAUUUGUCCAGGCAAAGACGGUCAUCAUUGCGACUGGCAUCUGGGCCCCCGAGCUCUGCAGCUUCAAGACUCCCAUUCCUAUUGUCCCUGUCGCGCAUCCCUAUAUGUACGGCAGAUACCAUGAGUUGAGCGAACGCAAAGCCCCUUGGGUCAGAUGGCCUGAACACCACGUUUAUGCCCGUGAUCACGGUACCUUUUAUGGGCUAGGCUCCUACGACCACCCGCCACAUGCGCAGCAGCCGACCGAGACGGCCAUCGGAGACUGGAUUGAAGAUUUCAGCGCAACAUUGGAUACCGCUAUGAAGUUCAUCCCGGAGUCGACAAAUCUGGAGGUUAGGGAGAAGUUCAACGGUAUCUUCUCGAUGACGCCGGACAAUAUGCCACUGGUGGGAGCUGUUGCUGAGGUGGCUGGGCUGUACAUGGCUGCAGCUGUUUGGGUGACUCAUGCAGCUGGGUCGGCCAAAUUCUUGACUCGGCUGUUGAAGGGAGAGGCUGUUGAUGAUACCUUGAAGGAAGCUUUGGAUCCCAACAGAUUCCAGGGACGGGAGAUGAAGGAGUUGACACAGGAGUCUUUAAAUGGGUACAACCAUAUCUAUAAGACCGUUGCAAGCUCCGAAUGAGCCACGGAUUCUCGGUGUAUGAUAAUGAUUUCGGGGCAUAUCACCAACAAUGAUACUUUCUCCCAAUCGCAAAUAUCCGUACGUAUUCAGAGCUUCGCACGGUUGUCC